Messenger RNA from Sinocyclocheilus anshuiensis, 1576 nucleotides. RefSeq names its product fatty acid 2-hydroxylase-like. Gene Ontology annotation, molecular function: fatty acid 2-hydroxylase activity; heme binding; iron ion binding. Bases 98 to 1225 code for a protein of 375 amino acids. The transcript has 7 exons. Gene Ontology annotation, cellular component: endoplasmic reticulum; membrane. Gene Ontology annotation, biological process: lipid biosynthetic process; fatty acid metabolic process. The record is from RefSeq and is a predicted model, not a curated record. Lineage: Eukaryota; Metazoa; Chordata; Actinopteri; Cypriniformes; Cyprinidae.
CGAAAGUCAGUAGUUGUAGUCCACGAGCGCUGGAGAAAGUCAGUGGGGGUCCCACCUGCGUGCCUACCGUUCUCUAUCGCCUUGUGGACACCCCUAAAUGAAUAAUAAAAUGUCGCCUUCUGUGUCCCCUCGCUUUUUUUCCGAAAAGGAGGUAUCCAAACAUUGCACCAAGGAUUCGUGCUGGGUGUUGUUAGGGACGCGCGUCUACGAUGUGACGGGGUUCCUCCGGAUGCACCCGGGCGGAGAGGCGCUCAUUCUCCGCCGCUCUGGCAAGGACGUCAGCCGGGAGAUCGAAGGACCCCCACACCGGCACUCGGAGAACGCCCGGAGGUGGAUGGAGCAGUACUACAUUGGUGAACUCGACAGAGACAGCAUAGAUGAAGAUACGGAGACUCUGAGACAGAGGAAGAAGAUCCCAGAAAGCACCACAGAAGAAGAAGAAGAAACUUCGGCCAUCAAUAAGUGCAGCAAAGUCAACGAAGAAACGGAUCUGGUAGACUGGCGGAAGCCUCUGGCCUGGCAGGUCGGAUAUCUCAGAGAGAAAUAUGACACGUGGGUCCAUCAGCCUGUGGACAGACCGAUCAGGCUGUUUGAGAAUGACUUUUUCGAAGCCAACACAAAGACUUCUUGGUACAUGGUGCCAAUUGUAUGGAUGCCUUUGGUGAUCUAUCUGAGCUGGUACUGCUAUGCGUUACUGGCACAAGAGAGGACAAGACUGUUCAUUACAUCAGACUACUCCAUUCUGGUCCACAAGUACAGCUUUCCGUUCAUCUUCAUGCUUGGCGUGUUCCUGUGGUCGUUCAUCGAGUACUGCAUCCAUCGCUUCGUCUUCCACAUGCGCCCGCCCGCUCACAAUUAUUACCUUAUCACACUGCACUUCCUGUUGCACGGUCAGCACCACAAGUCACCGUUUGACGGCUCUCGUCUGGUGUUUCCUCCGAGUCUGGCCGCCAUCGCCAUUGGCGCUUUUUACCUCAUACUCAGGCAGCUGUUGUCUGAGGGUCUGGGAACCUCCCUGUUCGUCGGGGGUCUGUGUGGAUACGUGGUCUACGACAUGAUCCACUACUACCUGCACUACGGCUCGCCACGGAGAGGCUCCUACUUGUACGGGCUGAAAGCGUACCACGUCAAACACCACUUUGAACACCAAAGGGCAGGUUUUGGGAUCACCACCACAUUCUGGGACUACCCCUUCAACACAACCAUGCCUGAGCAGACGUUUUAGAAGACCCUUCUUUUGCCACAAUGAACAAAUCAAAAUCCCCCCAAACAAACUCCCAUAAGCCUCUCUCUUCUGCAUUCUCCCUUUAUCACUGGGUUAGGUACAGCGUCUUACCCUGCUGCUGCUACCAGCUUUUAUAACCUUAGGUUCACCAUCAUCAUCAUCAUCAUCAUCAUCAUCGUCGCCAUCAAUUAUUUAGAGAAGGGCGGGGGGGUCCUGAAACAAACAGAAUCACAGAAUGUCAAGCUAUAUAAAUAUUUAUAUACUAUGUAUGAAUGUACUGACGAAUCAAACGUUGGAUGAAAUCUGUAAAUGUCUUUUAUUAGAGGCACAGGAAUAUCAAACUCACAGUUU